Anarrhichthys ocellatus (wolf-eel) is the source of this 4058-nucleotide messenger RNA. RefSeq names its product transient receptor potential cation channel, subfamily C, member 4b (gene trpc4b). Bases 2 to 2590 code for a protein of 862 amino acids. Gene Ontology annotation, biological process: calcium ion transmembrane transport; regulation of cytosolic calcium ion concentration. The record is from RefSeq and is a predicted model, not a curated record. Gene Ontology annotation, cellular component: cation channel complex; plasma membrane. Gene Ontology annotation, molecular function: inositol 1,4,5 trisphosphate binding; store-operated calcium channel activity; protein binding. The transcript is spliced from 11 exons. NCBI's taxonomy places the organism in Eukaryota, Metazoa, Chordata, Actinopteri, Perciformes, Anarhichadidae.
AAUGUCACAGCUGUAUUACAGGAAUACUGACAACUCGUCAUACAGGGACCGCAUCCCCCUGCGGAUCGUGCGAGCCGAGUCUGAGCUCUCUGCCCUGGAGAAGGCCUACCUGGGUGCUGUUGAGAAGGGGGACUAUGCCAGUGUGAAACAAGCCCUGGAGGAGGCUGAGAUCUACUUCAGGAUCAACAUCAACUGCAUCGACCCCCUGGGGCGCACAGCGCUGCUCAUUGGCAUUGAAAAUGAGAACCUGGAGAUCAUUGAUUUGCUGCUCAGCUUUAACGUAUAUGUGGGUGAUGCCCUGCUACAUGCCAUCCGCAAAGAAGUGGUGGGGGCCGUGGAGCUGCUGCUCAACCACAAGAAGCCCCGUGGAGAAAAACAGGUUCCAGAAAUGCUACUGGACAAACAGUUUUCAGACUUCACCCCAGACAUCACUCCAAUCAUCCUUGCAGCCCACACCAACAACUACGAGAUCAUCAAACUACUUCUGCAGCGAGGUAUUUCCAUACCUCAGCCACAUGCUGUGCGCUGCAACUGUGUGGAGUGUUUGUCCAGUUCAGACGUGGACGGCCUACGCCACUCACGCUCCCGUCUUAACAUCUACAAGGCCCUUGCCAGCUCGUCUCUUAUCGCCCUCUCCAGUGAAGAUCCUUUCCUCACGGCGUUUCAACUCAGCUGGGAGCUGAAGGAGCUCAGCACAGUAGAGAACGAGUUCAAGUCAGAGUAUGAGGAACUGGCACGAAUGUGUAAACAAUUUGCAAAGGACCUCUUGGACCAGACCCGGAGCUCUAAAGAGUUGGAAAUAAUCCUCAACUUCCGCGAUGAUAUCAACCCUAUGAUGGAUGAGAUCACCAAUGAUCUGGCCCGACUGAAGCUGGCUAUCAAAUAUUGCCAGAAGGAGUUUGUUGCUCAGCCCAACUGUCAGCAGCUGCUGGCAUCUCAGUGGUAUGAUGAGUUCCCAGGCUGGAGGAGGCGUCACUGGGCAGGGAAACUCAUCACAUGUAUCUUCAUUGGCCUCCUCUUUCCACUGUUAUCAAUCUUCUACAUGAUCGCUCCAAAGAGCCGUUAUGGCUUAUUCAUCCGUAAGCCUUUCAUCAAGUUCAUCUGUCACACUGCUUCCUACCUGACCUUCCUCUUCCUGCUCCUGUUGGCCUCGCAGCAUAUAGCCUUUACACCCUCGAAGUAUCAAGACUUUCAAGGCCCAGCACCCACCAUUGUGGAAUGGCUGAUCCUGCCCUGGGUGCUUGGCUUUAUAUGGACUGAGAUCAAACAGAUGUGGGAUAGUGGUUUCCAAGACUACAUAGAUGACUGGUGGAACUUAAUGGACUUCAUAAUGAACACCUUGUAUAUUGCAACCAUUUCUCUGAAGAUUGUUGCCUUUACAAAGUACAGUGGGGCCAAAGAGAGAUACUGCUGGGAUAUGUGGCAUCCGACUUUGGUUGCAGAGGCAUUGUUUGCCAUUGCCAACAUCUUCAGCUCCUUGCGCCUCAUUUGCCUUUUCACUGCUAACUCCCAUCUGGGCCCCUUACAGAUCUCACUGGGCCGCAUGCUCCUGGACAUCCUCAAGUUCCUCUUCAUCUAUUGUCUAGUGCUGAUAGCCUUUGCAAAUGGCCUUAACCAACUCUACUUUUAUUAUGACACAAAUGGAUGCAAUGGAUGCAGGGGUAUUCGCUGUCCAGUUCAAAACAACGCCUUCUCAACGCUGUUCGAGACACUGCAGUCAUUAUUUUGGUCUGUAUUUGGCCUGAUUUCCCUCCAUGUGACCAAUGUGAACCCACCCCAUGAAUUCACUGAGUUUGUAGGCCGCACCAUGUUUGGCACGUAUAACGUCAUCUCCCUGGUAGUGCUUUUGAACAUGCUAAUUGCAAUGAUGAACAACUCCUACCAGCACAUUGCUGAUCAUGCAGAUAUAGAGUGGAAAUUUGCAAGAACAAAAUUAUGGAUGAGCUAUUUUGAAGAAGGGGGAACUUUGCCAUCUCCAUUCAAUAUCAUACCCAGUCCAAAGUCAAUUUAUUAUUUUUUUGGAUGGAUAUAUACACAUUUAUUUAAGAGGACAAGUUUAAAAAGGCUUGAAACCUUUGAAACUUUGGGGAGACGUGCAGCCGAAAAUGUAAGACUAAACCAUGAGUAUCAGGAGGUUUUGAGGAACCUCAUGAAGCGCUAUGUUGCAGCAAUGAUCAGAGAUGCCAAGACAGAGGAAGGGCUAACGGAAGAGAAUUUCAAGGAGCUCAAGCAGGAUAUCUCCAGCUUCCGCUAUGAAGUCCUCGGAAUGAUGAAGGGUAAACCUCAAGGUGGGGUCGCAGGUAACGUUGCAAGCUCCAGCUUGGCUUACCCUGGAAACUCAUUCAAGUAUUCUCCCAAAUUCCCUAUCGAUGAGCCUCAACAGAAGCUAAACGUGUUUGACAUCACCUCCCCCCACCCUGCAGAGCGGAAUACGGAGGGAUUUGGUGGACAAAACCAAAAACACCUUCAGACUGAGAGAGUGAUCGUUGAAGUCGUACAGAAAGUGGACAAGGACAUUCAGGAGAUUGACAUUUCUUGCAAAGAACACACUAAGGCAGUAAAAAAUGGUCCAAAAAAAUAUGAAAAUUAAUUUGUGUUUUUAAUGGAGAGAUUUUGAUAAUGAUUUAAAACAUUUUUGGAUUGAAACUUUCAGUAAUUCAACUACCAUUUGUAAAAAAGUUUAUCAAAAAUAAUUGUAUUAUUUCAUGAUUAUAAGUUAAACCAUAUAUGCAGUUAAAAUAAUCUUGUAUCCUGCAAUACAUAUAAUGGUAUAGUAAUGUUAUGUUAUCUCACAUUAUAUUACAUGCAUUCACCUCUGAUUGAUAGAAGAUACAACAAAACUGAGAGGAUAGACCUCAGUAAGGGCUAACUUGAAUUGUGAAGCAAGUUCCUAAUUCCUAUUUUACCAUGAGCAUUUAAUUCCAAAGAGCCCUGACAUCCUGCUGCCUAUUAUAUCCUCUUCCACCUUGAACUUCUGACUGUGAUAUGCAAAAUCAUCUUCUCUAUGUCUUCAAAAAAGUAAUAUUCAUCGUAUACUUACAGUAUCCAUUCCUCCGCCACUGAGUCAACAGAAGUUUAGUUGUAUUUAAUACCGGAACGAAUUCUAUAUUAAACUUGGACAAAUAAUACUGUUGAUUAACUAGCAAUGUAACACCUAGCUAGUUCAGAGUUUAGGGUCAGCUUCUCUUUUACUCCACCAUGAACUCCCUAACCUGUCUAGGGUGAGAGCAACAUAUUUUACUGGUAUUCUGUCGUUGAAGCAGAAGAGGCACGCAAUGCAAUCUAAUUGAGAUUUGUUGCGAGCUGUAUUCCUUAACCUGGUGUGCCAUACACUAUAAGUUGCAGGCGUAAGGGCCCUUAUUUGGACUGUGUGUUACUGUGCUAUUUUAUUUAUUACUUGUAAUGUAAUGAAAUUACUCUGCAAAUAAAUAAGAGAAUGUAAUUCAAAAAACAUUGUUCCUAAUUUUCUUUUUGAGUCAUUUGUUGCCACCCCUUUCAACAUGCUGUACUCUUUAUCCAUUUCAAAAUAUGCAUAUUUCUAACAUUAGGACAGAGAGAAGAUGACACAACGAUGAAGAAAACAACUGAACUUUUUUAGUUGGCCUUUCACUUGAGUUGCUUUUCGGCUGGAAUCUUCGCUCUCAUGUUGUUUACUGCAGAAAAGAUUUCAGUAAAUAGUUUGUUACCUUCUCUCUGGCUGUAUAUACAGUGGUCCCUCUAACACAGUGCACUAGAUGCACAGUUAACAUAGACAUCCUCCUGAGAGACUUUUCUCUCUUUCAGACCUUCAGAGAACAAGCAUUACCCAAGGUUCUGGUGCACUCUUUGAAUUCUUGUUUGGUACAUUAUUCACAUCCUGCAUGCCUUUCCAAUCAGCUGUAAACUGAAUGAUGAUCAUCCAAUAAUAACAUAAUUCUGAAAGGGGCAAUUCUGCAUGUUGACGUUGAUUUAAAGUAUUAACUCAGUUAAUUUAGGGGCCUUAACACUGUUAAAAUUUAGCACUUAACACUAAUAAUUUCAUGAUUAUGUGGUUAGAAGACAAAUUACUUUGUGUUGAA